Molecule: messenger RNA, 1968 nt
Organism: Scheffersomyces coipomensis
Lineage: Eukaryota; Fungi; Ascomycota; Pichiomycetes; Serinales; Debaryomycetaceae
Product: sodium:solute symporter family protein
Exons: 1
Coding region: 1-1968 (655 amino acids)
Biological process (GO): putrescine transport; urea transmembrane transport; spermidine transport
Cellular component (GO): plasma membrane
Molecular function (GO): urea transmembrane transporter activity; putrescine transmembrane transporter activity; spermidine transmembrane transporter activity
Source: RefSeq, a predicted model, not a curated record
AUGUCUUCUACUGAUACUAUGUUCUCCCAAGGAGAUGGGUAUGGUUUAAUUAUUGGUUUAGGAUUUGCCUUUGCUGCUAUUAUGUUGCUUGUAGCUAAAUUGUUAGAGAGAUUCUUUAAUGAAGUUCAAGAUUCCGAAAUGUUGAUGACAGCUAAGAGAAGUAUUUCUCUGUAUGGUCUUUUAGCUUCGAGUAUUGUAAGUUCGUGGACAAUUGGUCUGACAUUAUUGUUAUCUACAACCACUGCUUAUUCAAAUGGUGUCUCUUCAGCUUAUUGGUAUGGUGCUGGUGCAUGUGUUCAAAUUAUUAUAUUCUCAUGUAUGGCGUUAGAGAUGAAAAGGAAGGCUCCUAAUUGUCAUACUUAUCAAGAAAUUGUUGCUGUUAGAUAUAGUAGUCAUACCCAUAUAAUCGCAUUUAUCUAUUCUGGAAUUCAAAUGGUGACAUAUACAGUUAAUUUAUUAAUCAAUGGUCUGUCAAUUUUUGCUAAUAUUACAGGAAUGAAUCGUGAUGCUGCAAUUUGCUUGUUUCCUAUUGGUGUUAUUAUCUAUACAUUGGCAGGAGGUAUUAAAGCUACAUUUUUAACUGAUUGGACACAUACGGUUAUUAUAUUUGCUGUUUUGCUUAUGUUUAUGUUUAAUACAUAUGCUACUAACGAACAUAUUGGUUCUCCAGAAGUCCUUUGGGAACUUUUAACUGAAACUGCUCAAAGAAGACCCAUCGAAGGAAAUGCUGAUGGUAGUUUGAUGACGUUAAGUUCAGUUCAAGGUGGGUUGUUUGGUUUAGUAUUAUUUGGAGCUGGUUGGGCUGCGUCGGUAGAUUCGCAAUUAUUUCAAAAGGCAAUUGCUGCAGCUCCCGAAAAGGUUAGUUUAUCUUAUAUUUUAGGAGCAAUUGCAUGGUUUACUAUACCAUUUUGUUUAGCUACUACUCUUGGAUUAGCUGCUGCUGGUAUUGAAACAAAAGAAUUCUUCCCUACUUAUCCAAACUUAAUGAGUGCACAACAAAUUGCAGAUGGAUUGGUUAUGCCAUAUGCAGCAGCAGCUUUAAUGGGUAAAGGUGGCCUUGGAGCUGUUUUAACCAUGAUUUUCAUGGCUGUGACUGCCGCUUAUUCUUCGGAAACUAUUGCUGUCUCGGCCUUAGUAACUCAUGAUGUAUACAAGCGUUACUUUGAUGCUGAGGCAAAGGGUAAGAAAUUGGUAUUUGUAUCUCACGCUGUUGUGAUUGCGUUUGGUAUCGUAACAAUUGGUUUAGCCAUUGGAUUAGCACAUGCAGGUUUUGAUGUUUCAUUUAUAACCACCGUGUCAGGAAUUGUGGUUAAUGUCAACGUUUUCCCAAUGAUGGCAACGUUGUUUUGGUCUAAGAUGAGUAGUUUUGCUUAUAGUGUGGGAACUAUCUUAUCAACUUGUAUAUCAUUACUGGUUUGGUUUGGAUAUACUAUUCAUCAAUCAGGAACUAUCAAUUUAAAUACACUAUCAACUAAUGAAGCAUUGGCUGCUGGAAAUACUAUGGCUGUCGGAGUUCCCUUGAUUAUAGUUCCUAUUCUUGUUUGGAUUAAGCCUGAUAAUUUUGAUUGGAAUAUUUGGUUAAAAGAUAUCAAGCAAGAUGAUAAUGUUAAAUUUGAUGAAGAUCACAAUUUGAGACAAGUAUUAAGCGCGGAAGAAAAUACCCAAUUUGAAAUUGAAAAAUAUGAACAAUUAAAUGAAACAAUAUUAAGACAAAGAAAAUUUGGAUUUAUUGCUACCAUUGUAUUUGUAUUAUUCUUUUUGGUAGUAUUCCCAUUGCCAUUAUAUGGAUCUAAAUAUGUUUUCAGUAAGACUUUCUUUAGAGGAUGGAUUGUUGUGAUGUUUAUUUGGGGUUUCAUAGGAGCUUUUAUUGUUAUAUUGCUACCAUUAUGGGAAGUUAGAACUACAGUUAUAACCUUGUAUAAGAUAGAUUAUGACGGGCCUGAAACAAAAACCACUUGGAGAUAUUAA